This is a messenger RNA of Gongylonema pulchrum, 411 nucleotides long. NCBI's taxonomy places the organism in Eukaryota, Metazoa, Nematoda, Chromadorea, Rhabditida, Gongylonematidae. The record is from the annotation of a GenBank genome assembly.
AUGGUGGCACCGGCUCGCCUGGCGGUGAAUGUUCAGUCGCAGAAGGUACAUUUGCGAGUCACCUCGCCAUCCGGACAAAUCAGCAAGUGGUAUGAUGGCACUGAUGAGGCCACGUUCACUGGAGUAACUGAGGAACCGGGUAAUAAUUUAAAGCAGUUUUCUCAAGGCAUAUAUGAAAUCUGUGCAACAACAACAGUUAAGACGGGUCAGUUCGUACGGUUGGCACUAAUAAUACACGUGCAAGAUCAGAGUUUGUUGAGCAGCUACCAUGAAAGGUAUUUGGCCCAAAAAAAUUUGGAAAACAACGUUAAGGUGAACGAUUUUCUUCUUGAUAUUCUUCUGCCAAAAUUCACAUAUUCAACAAAUGCAAGUACCGAGCGACAAGGAUAUUUGUUGCAACUAACAACAUAA